AUGUCUGAGUGGCAGCCUGACCAGGCUGGUCUCGCCGAGGUGCUGCAGCUGCUCGCGUCGAGCCAGUCGGCGUCGAACGAGACGCACCGCGCCAUUCAGCAGCGCCUCGCCUCCUUCAACGCAUGUGUCCCGGACUUCAACAACUACCUUGCGCACAUCUUUGCUCACCGCGCCGACCAGCAAGGCGCUGUGCGGCAGGCGAGCCGUCCCACAUUUGCAAGCGUCGCCACCGCCUUCGCCACCGCCGUCGCCCCUGCCACCGUCACCUGCCUGCCACCGUUUCCACCACUCCUGCCCACUGCCCCGCUCUCUCAGAUGGCCGGGCUGGUGCUCAAGAACAACACGGCGACCGGCACGGGCGCCGACCCGGCGAGCUUGCAGGCCGCAGAGGGCUCUCUCGCGGCCCUGGCAAAGGCGCGCGAGAAGGGGAGAGUGUGCGAGGACAGCUGUGAGCAGCUGGAGCCUCUCGAGCAGCUGCUGCCCCAGCUGCUGGCUGCCCUCGACGCCGCCAAGGCGGACCCGUCGGAAGACGUCCGCCGGCUGGUCUGCCAGGCGCUGGUGCUGCUGCUCGAUGUAGCCAUCGAGCAGCUGGAGCCUGCGAUGCCGCAGCUGGUGACCUUCAUGCUCUCCGCCUCGGCCGACGCCGACAAGCUGGUCGCCCUCGAGGCGAGCGAGUUUUGGUCGUCGCUCUGCGAGACGCGCUGCGCCGUCUCUGCCCUCAGCCCCGCGCUGCCACACCUGAUACCGCUGCUGCUUCGCAACAUGGCCUACUCAGAGGUGGAGCAGGCGGAGCUUCUCGCGACGGGCGAGGAGGACGAGAGCGAGGCGGAUCGGCCCGAGGACAUCAAGCCGCGCUUCCACAAGUCGCGCCCCGCUCACUACAGCGGCGGCGGUGGCGGGGGGGGAGAGGAGGACUACGACGACGACGACGACGACGACGACGACGACGACGGCGCGACGCGUCUUGCGUGCGAGGAGUGGCCGGUGCGCGAGUCGGCGAUCCUUGCCCUCGGGGCCAUCUCGGAGGGCUGCGAGGCGGGCAUGGCCCCGUUUUUGCCGCAGCUGGUGCCGUGGCUGGUGGAGACGCUGGACCACCCCACGUCCCUCGUCCGCUCGAUCACUUGCUGGACCCUCUCGCGCUAUUCGCGCUGGAUCUGCGAGCCGGGGCGCGAGCCCGCCGCCUACCUGCAGCCGCUGCUGCGUGGGCGGCUACGCCGCGCGCUUGACCGCAGCGAGCGGGGAAGGGCUGCCAAGAACCUGCUCAUCCUAUACGACGCUGUUGGCACGCUUGCGGACGCCGUCGGUGCCGAGCUAGCCGCGCCGCGCCACGUCGAGAAGCUCGUCCCGCCGCUGCUGUCCCGCUGGGCCGCCUUGGCGGACGACGAUCGCGCCACCUUCCCGCUGCUCGAAUGCCUCACCUCCCUCGCCCAGGCGCUCGGCCUCGCAUUCCAGCCCUUCGCGCAGCCCGUCUACGAGCGGUGCUUGCAAGUCAUCGCCGGCGUGUUCGCCGCCGCCGCCGUCCAUCCACACUUCCCUUCGCACCGCGCCUCCCCACGCCCCCGAUUGUGCGACGUUGCCAAGGCGUGCCACACGCCACUGCUGCCCGUGUUGGAGGAAGCGUCGGAGUGCCUCGGUUUGUUGCUCGGCGCUCUCAAGCCGGAGAACCAUUCCGUGUGCAACAACGCCGCGUGGGCCAUUGGCGAGGUUACCGCCAAGGUCGGACCCGCCAUCGCGCCCUACGUCUCCGCGAUCCUGCAGCACCUGAUUCUGAUCAUCACGCGCCCUGCGCACGAGGUCGGCAAGCCGCUCCUCGAGAACAGCGCCAUCACCAUCGGCCGCCUUGGACGCGCCGCGCCACAGGUGGUGGCUCCUUCGCUCGAGACGUUUGCGGGCCCGUGGCUGCAGACGUUGCGCGGCAUCCGCGACGACGAGCACGCCUUUCACGGGCUGGUUGAGAUGUUGCGACUCCACCCUGCCGCCGCGAUGGGGUGCCUUCCGCUGCUCUUCGCCGCCAUCGCCUCGUGGGACGAGGUGCCCUCCGGCCUGAGCGAGCCGCUCGGCGCCGUCGCGACGGGGUACAAGGCGCAGGUCUUCUACCGGAUGGAGCGCGACGGCGAGGGCUAUUUCCCUGUGCCCAACCAGGCGGCCCGCUGCCUCAAGCCGCGCUUCGGCAUGACGGACGGCUGGAUCGGCGCUGAGGUGCUCGAAGACGGUCCCGGCGGAGAUGCGAGUCUAGUUCGCGUCAAGCACUCGCACGCACUGUGGUCGGACCGGUACGGCCAGACGCUGGACCCGCAGCGGGAGCCGGCAGAGCGCGACAUGGUAAUGAACUACCCGCGCACCGAUGUGCGCAUGCCGCCAGCUGCGCCGUGGUCGCCGGCGCUUUCGCUGCUCGUGGUGCGCUGGGGCGGCGAGGAGACCGAGUUCAACGUGGAGCAGUGGGGCUCCGCGAGCGCCUCGACGUCGUCAGCGUACGUGAGCGCGUUCCUGGACAAGACCGUCUACCCGACCCUCGGGCCCGACUAUGAGGUCAUCUCUGUCUUCGUGACGAGCGGCCUGGACAUGGCCAGGCUCGGCCCGGCGACGGUCUGCGCCAUGAUGCGCGGGCGGCAUCGCGCUGGGUGCUACUUCCUGUGGCCGGUGAUGCACCAGGACGGGGAGGUGCACGAAUCCGGCAUGCUGGAUCAAUCCGCCUACUUUGACGCCGUCCGGAUCUUCGAAGCGGCUGGCGUCUGCACGCGCUUCCCGCAUCCGAGCCAGCUCUACCGCACGCUGCUUGCAAAGGAUUGGCAGCCGAGCCUCUGCCUCGUCCCCUCUCUCUGCAUCCCGCCGGCCGUGACAGUCAACCGCGCCACCAUCUGUGCCUCUCCCUCCCGCGCCGCCAAGUUGUGUGUCGAUGCCCUCGCGACGGUGCGCGCGGCCCGCUACCGCCGCGGCAAGAAGCGGCGCGAGCCCGAAAGCCUGCGCGUCGAGGGCGCGGAGUCGCGCCGCGGCGUUGCCAAGCUCGGCUUCGCGUGGGAGGCGGCGCACGUGCGCAUCUUCCGAGGAGAGCAGCAGCUGGCAACCGCACUGCUCGACAUCAGCACGACUCCGGCGGUCACCGGCAGCGCGGUCAUUGUGCAGGACUUCGCAAGGAAUGACUUCGAGCUGCGCCAGUUCGUGGUCGACGGGCGGAUCGUGCACAAGGUGUACUCCAACUUUGUGUGGGUCGACGCGGACGGCUACAUGCGCGAGUUUGUGGUCAAGGACCGCGCCGAGGCGGUGCAGGCGUGGCUGUGCGGCGACGAGGAGGCGAUGGCGCAGGCGGCUAGCGAGAUGGCGGAGCACAAGGCUGCCAAGCUGGUCGCCGCGUGGUUGGCGUGGUUCAAGACCCAGUCGGUGGAGGCGCUGCCGGGCGUGCGUGUGGACGUCCUCGUGCGGCGCGUGCGGCAGGGUGCGGCGGAGGUCUUCACGCUGGAGCUGACGGAGCUCGGCUUCUCGAUGCUGGGAGUGGAGACCCUGCCCCCCCGCGUCUUCGGCGCGCUCCUCAGAUCCUGCUUCGACGACACGGGCCCCACGUCGGAGGAGCGCACGCGCAUCGAGCGGGGGGAGAAGAAACAGCGACCCGCAUCCCCGGGCGGCGACGCGAAGUCCGAAGUCACAUGAACAUGAUGGUGAUGGCGACACCUGAGUGAGUAACGUUGAGUAGCCAGGCGCGGGGAUGCCUUGGGGCCCAUUGGCCCCCGCUUCCGGGUUAUUGCGUAUCGUAUGGUUCGAGCAUCGAGGAGGAGUGACCUCAAGAGAGAUGUGAGAGGAUCGCUUGUAUACCGAGAGGGUACCGCCGAUAUCUCCGCGUAGAGCGUAGUGUCGCGCGGCCGUCUCCGACGCGUCACCGGCAGCGGGAGCGGCGAACGGCGGGGAGCGCGCGCCACAGAAAUUCAAAUUGUGUCGUUUGAUAUACUC
Messenger RNA from Emiliania huxleyi CCMP1516, 3942 nucleotides. RefSeq lists its product as hypothetical. Gene Ontology annotation, cellular component: nucleus; cytoplasm. Gene Ontology annotation, biological process: protein import into nucleus. Gene Ontology annotation, molecular function: nuclear import signal receptor activity. The record is from RefSeq and is a predicted model, not a curated record. Lineage: Eukaryota; Haptophyta; Isochrysidales; Noelaerhabdaceae. The coding region runs from base 1 to 3645 and encodes 1214 amino acids. The transcript has 17 exons.